AUGAUACAAACGCAAGCCACAUUAGCCUGGCGGAUGCGCAAGAAAGUGGGAAAGGGGAGGUCGGCAGGGAAAAGAGGCCCUGCGUGCGCCGCUUAUCCCCCCGUGCUCCUUUGCUUCUCCCCUCCCUCUGCACCCACUUCUCAUCUUCGCUCUGCUCACCCCUCGUUCCCCCUCCUCUCCCCUUUCCCCCCUAUUCCGCUCCCCUUCCACCGCCCCCUCAUCAUCCCCCAUUUCCCUCACCUCCUUUGCCCCUUCAUGUCCGUCCUAACCAUCCCCCAUCCCCCCUCCCUCCCCUCCGCCUUCCCCCACUCACCCCUCAUCUGCCCCCACCCAUUCACUCCUCGUGCGCAUCCCCCAUCCAUCCCUCUUGCCAGGCAACCCACCCACCCAACCCCCCUCCUCCUCCCCCUCCGCCUCCACGCUCUCCUAGUCCCCCCCCAUCUCUCAUUCCACCCCCACUCACCCCUCAUCUGCCCCCACCCAUUCACUCCUCAUGCGCAUCUCUCAUGCGUAACCAACUCCCCCCCUCCCCCCCCCCCCCCUUUCUCCCCUCCCUCCACGCUCGCCUAG
Closterium sp. Naga37s-1 is the source of this 570-nucleotide messenger RNA. Lineage: Eukaryota; Viridiplantae; Streptophyta; Zygnematophyceae; Desmidiales; Closteriaceae. The record is from the annotation of a GenBank genome assembly.